Molecule: messenger RNA, 3892 nt
Organism: Mercenaria mercenaria
Lineage: Eukaryota; Metazoa; Mollusca; Bivalvia; Venerida; Veneridae
Exons: 7
Coding region: 454-1464 (336 amino acids)
Source: RefSeq, a predicted model, not a curated record
CAUACGCAACAUAAUAUUCUUUGGUGGAUUUUGUCAACUAGUAUCAUUUCAGUGGUAAAAUAUGUUCUACCAUAGUGUUAUUGAAUUCAAUGAAAAUUAUUAACAACCAAAAUCCACCCUACAAUUUUAUGGUUAAACAUUAAAAUUGGUAAUGCUGAUAUAAGUGAUGAAAUGUGCUCUAUUGUGGACAUUUUCUUGUUCUCUUUUACUAUAAAACAAUACUUGAAAUUUGCUAUUCAUUGAAUACGUACAAAACCAAAAUAAACAGUCUGACCAGAUACCGUGAACUAAGAAGCUAUCCGAUUUCCUUUUCAAUCGAUUUUUUAAAAACACUAAUUAUUUUCUCUUUGUUUUAAACUUGUACUUAAAUGUAUUGAAAGAUAUAAUUAUUGGUUGUUAUGUGCCACAAUAACAAAAUAUGAUGAUAAAAAACUGACACAAGAUGACAUUAAGAUGCAUGUUUUGUUGGGCAUUACGGCUUUUGUGUGUGUUUAUAUUCUGUCACAUAAAGUAAGUUGUCAAUGUUCAUUCGGUACGACGUUUGCAAGCACCACUUGGCAUGAUAACACGAAAGGGGCGCUUACAUUUACCGCCACAGGGAUAACAGGAUGGGCCUUUACUUCUACCAGAACCUCUGGAGUGACCAUAAUUAGCUCCUGGCAGUGUGUGAACCAUACAGAUAAUACCUAUCUAGUGCUCAGGACAUCAAACACUUUUUCUUUCCAGCCUUCUAGUUCAACAACUUCUAUACAAGUAUACGCAUACCUGUGCCUAAAGCUUACAACUGUUACAGGCAACUCAUUUAUUUACUAUCAACCACAAGUACAAGAAAUAAAUCUUGGUGGGGAGAGACUUAAGGUUAGCGCCUUGUCAACACUUUAUCAGACAGAUGUAUGUGACUCGACUGUGUCGGUGCCAACCACAGAGUAUCACGUCCUCGUCAAGUCAGGUUCAGAAGCGAGUGCAGCCAUUCAGUGCCCUGAUUCUCUAUUGUUUGUCGUGGAUUUUACUUACUAUGGAAACGACGGAUCGUCUGCUUGCACAGGGUCUGGUGACAGAUUGGACGUUUGUACUGAUAAAACGCAGAUGACCAUUACAACAAAUACUUGUACACAGGAAAUAGCAUUUUCUGCCGGUGGACAGUUUUACUGCGUUGCUACAGUCAGCAGUAAUGGAUACGACUACACCACUGUAUACAACCGGGAUGCUUCUAUCUCCUCAACAACAAAUAGGUUUGCAUGCUUGAGUUCAAUAGAUACUGACAUAUCAGUGGCACCAGGUAACUGUACUGCAUACCAGACACCGUUUACUUUCCCACUAGAAGCAGACCAGUCUACAAAAACUGGCCAUAGACUAGUUGUUACGGAGGAGUAUGGUAAAUACACAAAAAACGUUUGUCUUGUGAAUGUUACUUUUCUGGUACAUUACGAUUAUCGGUGUUUAAAUUUUAUAAGAAGCAAGUAAAUUUGACAUAACUACAAGGACCUGCAUUGUGCAUACUGAUUGUUACAAGUAUCUCUUUACAAUAGAAAUCAGAAGGUAUAACAAUUUGUUCACAAUAGGUUUUUAUCUCUCAUAUAUAUGUCGUAAGUGGAUGUAACUGAGUUUAAAAUGAUUGUAGUGUUUAUAAAAUAUUCUUUGAGAUGUUAAUAUGAACUUUCUCGCCUGACCUAUAUUCCUUAGAUGGAGAUAGAAUCUGCAUAGAACAUACACGUACCAUUAUGACAUAAUAUGUGCCUUGGUAAAAACCUUUAUUCCGUUUCAUUAUAUCCUACUUAAUUUCCGUUUUAUCUUUUUUUUUUUCAGAAAAUUGUGGUAAGCAUAUUUUGCUUUGUUUUAUGCCAUUAAGCAUCUUAUGUUAAAUUUUAUUACUAUCCGUUUUAUGUCUUUCAUAUUCUUUUUCAAUUACUGCAAAUCAGAUUCAGUUGUAUAUGUAGGCAUUAAAGCCACAUACAUCUGCUGCUGGGAGGUGAACCAAUUCAUUUUAUCGAGAAAUCAAAAUGACACAUAUCAGUACUGAUUUAGUGCUGAAAUCAUAAAGAAAGUGAAACCAAUCAUUCAGGUUCAACCUAAUACUGUAAAAAUUUCGUUUAGUUUCAGGACCAUCAUCGAGCGGUUUGAGUGUAGGCGCAAUUGUUGCCAUAGUGAUAUCUGUGUUACUUAUAGUAUAUGUGUGGACAAUGACAAUACUAUUUUGCCUGCUGGUAUUUAUUAUCGCCCUUAUUUGUUUUGAGUUGGGUAUCGCGUGCGUUGGUGAGUUUACCAGUUAUGGGGACCAUAUCCCCAGACAAAAACCAUCCAUACCUUUAAAACUUGACAUGUCAGAUAUAGACAAAGAAAAACAACUAGCAGCGUUAGAAGCAGCUGAGGCAGUUAGUCCAUCAAAAAUCAUACUGAAUGGACAGCCUAACGGGAAAGUGAAUAUUGAAAAAGAAAAAUCAGGUAUUCACGGGAAGAAUAACAUAAACGACAAAGAACCAUCCAAAUUAAAAAGUCCAGGACGAAAGAAAAAUGAUUAACUUUACUAGUGUCUAAUUGCUGCGUGUGUCAAAAUGUUGUCUUUUGUUAUUUUAUGUAAAUGAGACAUGUAUCGAAUUGUACACUAUAUAUUUCCCUUUUUAUAUUUACUUCACUUAACCUUUAGCCUGCUGGCAGCAAGUGAUUCUGCCUUUGCGACCAGUGCAGACCAAGAUCAGCCUGCAAACCCGUGCAGCCUGAUCAUGGUCUGCACUGUUCGCUAUCGGCGCAGUAAAUUAUCUGCGAACAAUCCUUUGAAUAAUACGUGGUACAGCCAAAAUUGACUGAUGGACCAGUCCAUUUUAGAAAUUUAGCAGGCUAAAGGUUAAUAUACGUUUCUAAAUCAAACGAAAACGUUAUGUUACAGUCAAACAUGACUGUAUUAAGCAGCCAGCCACUGAAGGAACAGAAUCUGUUAACUUUAGGCAGGUGGCUGCUAAAGAUUAUUUGAAAUUAGAGGGAAAUAAACAACAAACAAUCGGACAAGUUGCCGUUAUCGUAGAUUGAACUAGAUUCCAUUAUUAUCUUGACCUACGGCAGGAAAAUCUAAUGUCGUGGAUGAAUGCAUGCAAACAAUCGUAGAUAAAUUAUACAAUCUGUGAAAUUGUUUUCUAUAUUUUUCUGGUUGCCUCACACAUUAAAGAAGCAUAGGGUCGAUCCGAGAAAGUACGGACAACUUUUACACUAAAGGGUGUAAACACUAAGUAUACAGAUUUGAGAAGCGCAUAAUGAAUACUAUGCGCAAUGUUGCAUUUGGAAAUUAUUUUCCACGGACUUUACCCCGUUCUUCAAUGGCGAUAUUGGUCCGAGAUAUUGUAAAACGAUAUUUUAUAGGGGGACUCAAAACGGGUUAGUACGGACACAGUAGAGAAACUACGGAAGUCAGGAUGAAAGUACGGACAUAAAAAAUAUAGAGGGAAAGUACGGACAGUUCAGCCUUUUUUAAAAAAUACACAUACUUCAACAGAGUUAUGCAUUUUUAAUCAUAUUUGUUUUCAUUCUCGAAAUGAGAAGUUUAUAAUGUUGUAAUUCAACUUGGUUUGCACUGUAUAUAAUGCUGUAUAAUAAAGUUAGAAGUUCUACGAUUCAGAUAAGUCACACAUACAACACCAUUAGACUAAAUUUGAUUUUUUUACAGAUCGCAUGACUCUUUUUUCACUGUUUUCAUUUUUUCCCCUGAAAUCCUAGCUUUACUUUUAUUUUGGUUUUUAGACUUUCGUUUAAAUUUUUCUUGUUUGAGAUUUUAAAUGGCAAUCUUCUCGCUAAUUAUUUCCUCAUUUGUCAGCAGACGAUGAGUAGUUAUACUUUUUUACAUGUUUUUUUCUUGUUCUGAUUUAUUGGUGUAGGAGGAAUAAACAAUUCAUCUAUUAUUUUA